Molecule: messenger RNA, 4509 nt
Organism: Triplophysa dalaica
Lineage: Eukaryota; Metazoa; Chordata; Actinopteri; Cypriniformes; Nemacheilidae
Gene: cntn5
Product: contactin 5
Exons: 24
Coding region: 424-3705 (1093 amino acids)
Biological process (GO): cell-cell adhesion; axon guidance
Cellular component (GO): axon; plasma membrane
Molecular function (GO): protein binding
Source: RefSeq, a predicted model, not a curated record
GCCACUGCGCUCGGCGACUCUGCGUCCUCUCUCUCUCUCUCUCUUUUUCUCUUGCCUCUCUAUCUCUGUUGCACAUCGCUUCAGUCGUAAGGGAUGGAGGCUGGGAUCGUCGGUGAGGUCUGGACCACAGCUUGAGAGGUGGAGGAGAUCGCGCGUCUAAAACAGCGCACGCGUUUGAAGGAUGCGCUGCUGCGCGCGACGGCGCAUCCUGUAGAUAUACGAGUAGCUCGCGGAAUCCUAGCGUCUGGCUUUCUCUAUCUGUCUUUGGCUUUGCGUACGGAGACCUGUCAGUGUUUGCAUCACUUUUCGAACAGGAGGAGAAAAAAGAACAGGGUGUUUUUCUUCUCGCAACAUACAGAGCAUUGCUUUAAUGAAGAAACAGACCUUCUAACAAUCUCACGGAAGGGACCCUUCAGAACAAGUAUGGGGUCACCAUGGAAACCACUUCUACUGCUGUCAGUUAUCAGUGGCCUGGCAGAUUUGGCUAAAGCCGUUGCUGGGAGACCCGUCUCGUACGCUGCGGUGCUACGGAUGAAGGCGGACAGUUCCUCGUCCUCCACGCUGAACUCCAGGAUGAGGUUAAGGAACAGCCAAGGAGUGGGAUCAUCCAGCCUGGACUGGCCUCCUUUGUCCCGUCACAGAUUCUCCGCCCUCAGCUCGCAGGAGGACUACAUGAGCGAAGAGAGCGAGGAGUUCGGCCCAAUAUUCAUUCAGGAACCUGAUGACGCAAUCUUCUCCCUGGAUAUGGACAAUAAGAAAGUGAUAAUGAAUUGUGAAGCCAGAGGAAAUCCUGCUCCAACCUACAGCUGGCUGAUCAAUGGAACAAAUGUGAAUGUAGAGGCAGAUUUCCGAUACAGUAUGAUUGAUGGGAACUUGAUCAUACACAACACGAGCGAGGCCAGCGAUCACGGGAGAUACCAGUGCAGAGCAGAGAACAGUAUUGGUAUCGUCAUGAGUAGAGAAGCCCUCCUUCAGUUUGCUUAUCUCGAAGCCUUUAGCGGACGGACGAGAGGAGCUGUUUCUGUGCGGGAGGGCCAGGGAGUUGUGCUAAUGUGUGCUCCCCCUCCUCAUUCACCAGCAGAGAUCAUCUACAGCUGGGUGUUCAACGAGCUCCCCUCGUUCGUGGCAGAGGACAGGCGGCGAUUCAUCUCACAGGAGAUGGGAAAUCUGUACAUCUCCAAGGUUCAGCCCUCGGACGUGGGCAGCUACGUGUGCCAAGUGAAGAACACUGUGACCAACGCCAGGGUCCUGAGCCCGCCAACACCCCUGACUCUGAAAACAGAUGGUGUCAUGGGAGAGUACGAGCCCAAAAUUGAAGCACACUUUCCCCAGACUGUACUAGUAGCCAAAGGGGUCACGGUGAGACUGGAGUGCUUCGCUCUUGGGAAUCCUGUCCCCACGAUCACCUGGAGGAAGAUGAGUGGGAACAUCCCGAAGAAAGCACGUCUGCGCAAAUCACAGGCGGUUCUUGAGAUCCCCAACAUCCAGCUGGAGGAUUCUGGGAGUUAUGAGUGUAAAGCUGAAAACACGAGAGGAGGCACAUCCUACAGAGGACAUCUGCAGGUCUAUACUCUGCCGCAGUGGAUCAGUAUGAUAAAUGACACUCAACUGGACAGUGGAGAGCAGCUCCGAUGGGAGUGCAGAGCCGCAGGAAAACCCAGGCCCACCUACCGCUGGAUGCGCAACGGAGAACCUCUCAGCCCACAGAGCAGAGUGGAAAUGGUGAAUGGGGAAUUGAUCAUUCACAGGUUACAGCAGGCGGAUUCGGGAAUGUACCAGUGCGUUGCCGAGAACAAAUACGGAAGCAUCUACUCCAGCGCCGAGCUCAAAAUACUGGCGUCAGCGCCCAUGUUCAGCACCAAUCCUGUCCGACUCAUCGCCACCGUGGGAAGAGACGUCUCUCUGGAAUGCCGGCCUCGUGCGUCACCCAAACCAAGAAUUACGUGGAAGAAAAACGACAGGAGGGUCCAACCGAGCCGAAGAAUCAUGUUGCUUCGCAACAACACCCUGCGCAUCAUUAACUCCAGUCGCACAGAUGAGGGAAACUACGUGUGUCGGGCUGAAAACCAGUUCGGAUCCGCCGAGUUAAUGACGGUGCUGCUGGUGAAAGAGCCCAUGCGGGUGGAAUUGAGUCCCGUCCGGGUGGAGGUUACGGUGGGAGAGAGUGUGGUGCUCAGCUGUAAGGUCACUCAUGACCCCACCCUGGAGGUGUCCUUCUUCUGGCUGCUCAAUAACCAGCCGCUUAACGCUCAGCAUGAGGGUGGUCACUUUGAGUACAUUCAAACACAGUCUUCCACAGCAGACCUUAUGAUCAGGAGCAUCCUUCUGAAGCAUGCGGGUAAAUAUGGCUGCCGGGCACAGACGAGCGCAGACAGUGUGCUAGCGGAAGCCGAGCUGCUCGUGAGAGGACCUCCAGGACCCCCUGGAGUGGUGAUUGUGGAGGAGAUCACAGAUACCACAGCAACGUUGUCAUGGAGCCACGGGGUUGACAAUCACAGUCCAAUAACCACCUACAACGUACAGGCACGUAGCCCUUUCUCUCUGGGCUGGCAGACAGUGAAAACCGAUCCCGACCCGGUGACUGGAAACAUGGAGUCGGCCAUGGCGGUGGAGCUCAACCCCUGGGUGGAGUACGAGUUUCGGGUGGUGGCAACAAACGCCAUUGGCACAGGAGACCCGAGCUCUCCCUCGCGGGCGGUCCGCACUAAAGAAGCAGUUCCCUCAGUGGCCCCUGGCAGCGUGAGAGGAGGAAACGGUCGCAGACACGAACUGGUCAUAUCCUGGGAGCCCGUCUCGGAAGAAUUCCAGAACGGGGAAGGUUUCGGCUACAUCGUGGCGUUCAGGGCCAACGGGACGCGAGGAUGGAAGGAGAAGAUGGUGACCUCGGCUGACUCCACCACCUAUAAGUACAGGGAUGAGACCUUUCCCCCUCUCACCCCGUUUGAGGUGCGGGUGGGAGUGUAUAACAACAAAGGAGACGGGCCGUUCAGUGGGGUGGUCACUGUGUUCUCUGCGGAGGGAGAACCCAGGGAGCCUCCUUCUGAACUGCAGGCGUUCGCCAUCUCAUCUUCGGAAAUUAAGGUGACGUGGAAACCACCCAGUCCCGGCCCUGGAAGACCCCAAGGCUAUGAGGUGAGUUACUGGAAGGACAUGGAGCAGGAGGAAACGGGGAAAAAGCCGAGGACAAUGGGGAAUGAGACGAACAUGCUGCUGACAGGACUGGAGGGAAACACUCAGUAUCUGAUCUCAGUUAAGGGCUUUAACAGCGUCGGUCAAGGCCCAUCCAGCUCAGCAAUCAGAAUCAGAACUAAGAAAAACGCCCCUAGUUUACCCCCAGGCAACUUGAUGUGGAUUCAGGAAGGGAAUAACGUUUCUUUAUCCUGGGAUCCGGUGAAAGCAAGGGACAAUGAGUCAGCUGUCAUUGGGUACAAGGUAUUGUUGCGUCAGGAGGGGCGGGGCCACAGCCAGGUCACGAGGACUCCAAACUCAUCUGUUGUCCUGACCCUACCUGAGGGGGGGACGUACAUCAUCGAGGUGCGAGCAGUAAGCGAAGGAGGAGAAGGGGCCGCCAGCGCACAAGUCAGACUGCUGACCUCCUCUGGUGUGCGUGCAAAGAGUGGGCAGCUCUCUAUCUAUAAUCUGCCUGCAGGCGUGACAUGGACCGCUCUGUUCCUGUCUUUAAUGGUGCCUUCUUUUCAUUUUUGAGGCUACUGGGUCCUGUACCUUAAAACCGUCCCAUCGCCUGCCCUCCGAAGACCGCUCCCACCCACCCCUGCGGGUCCCCUCAACACAGACUGCCUGCCGUGGCCUGUUCCAUCAACAGUAGCCAGGGAUCAGCCAAAGGGAAAUGCUUCUUUUCCAGACAAAGAUUAAGAAAUGACUGCAACUCCAAACAACUACUCCAUAUUUUUUUCCGGGCUUAUAGUUUCCUUUACAGGUUUCUGUUCAGGACAUCCUUGUAGUUUUGUGCUGUACAAAGUGAAGAGACGGUUGUGUGAAAUCUUGUACUCCACGAAGCCGUAACCAAGAUGUUUUAUAGAGUGGGGACUUCCAGAGGAGUCCUCGAAGCUGCUGGGACCGUCCGCUGCUCUGUGCCAAUGUGGCUUCCCUCAUUACAUCACUGCAUCCGUUUUUAUCCUUUGGCUGCCUAACAAGCAACGCAGAGUAAAGCUCAGUAGAGAUAAGUGCAUUGUUUUCUUAUUUACAAACGGAGCGAGAAGAUGAUAAGAAAAAAAAACAUUUUUAUAGUGCCGAAAAUCUUACUAUUUCCAGACUUGCUUUUUGUACAUUGUGUUACCUUUAGAGAAAACAAACAAACAAAAAAAUACAGUGGUGUGUUUCGGUCGGCUGCGUCAAAGUUUUUUAACUUCUUUUCUCUUACCUUCGUCGCUUUUCGAGAGCUAGCAAGGUUGCUGGGCAACAGUGGAACUGACGGAUGAAGCAAAGAUAGAGGAUUUGAACUCGACUUGUCGUGCCCAAACACUUCAGUAGACAACGAACACUGCUGAC